CGUGAGCUCUGAAGUCACGCGAGAUUUCUCCGCGAGAUCUUGCUGUUUUCAACAUGGCAGGCAGCAAGUUGGUGCUGGAAGGGAGGAUAAGUAUUAUUAGCUUUAUCUCAGGACUGGGCGUCAUUAUAAUACCUUUACUUGUAAAAUUCGGCGCUCACAUUGACUGGAUUUUCGAUUAUCUCACGGAUGUGAACGGGAAAAUAGCCAUUGCGGCGUAUAUCACAGUUAUCAAUGGCUUCCUGCUAAUCAUGUACAAGGGACCUUUAUACAAGGUGGCUGUUCGAGCCUGCUUUCUUGGAUUUGCCUUCGGAUGUGGUCUCAUUUUAAGUUUUGCAGAUACAACAUGGACACACUUUGGCUGGUAUAUGUGUUCACUGUCAUUUUUUCACUACUCCGAGUACCUGGUUACUGCCAUGAUCAACCCACGCAGUCUGUCUCUAGACUCAUUCCUGCUCAAUCAUAGUGUUGAGUACAUAAUAGCAGCUAUUUCCUCCUGGAUAGAGUUCACUGUGGAACAGCUCCUUAUUCCAGAGAUAAAGCAGGUGAGCUGGCUCUCUCUGGUGGGUCUGGUGAUGGUGCUCUGUGGGGAGAGUCUGCGCAAAGCUGCCAUGUUGACAGCAGGAUCCAACUUUAACCACAUAGUGCAGAAUGAGAAGGCCCAGACCCACAUGCUGGUCACCACUGGAGUUUACGCUUUCUUCAGACAUCCUUCCUAUGUGGGCUGGUUUUACUGGAGCAUUGGCACUCAGAUAAUGCUGUGCAACCCAGUAUGUAUUCUAGGAUAUACAUUCGCCAGCUGGCGGUUCUUUCGAGAGCGGAUUGAGGAAGAGGAGAUCUCUCUCAUCCAUUUCUUUGGAGAGGACUACAUUGAGUAUAAGAAGAAGGUCUUUACUGGCUUGCCCUUCAUCUCAGGGAUCAAAGUUAACUCCUAAAGCUGUACUGCAUUGAACGGAGGAAAUAGCCUGAAAGUGCACACCUGGACACCUCUGACCGGCACUCGGAGCGAGCUAGUUGCCUGGUGGCAUCAUGUCUAGCCCUUUGGGGGUGGCACAGAUGUAUAAGGUGGCAGCACAGUAAAACUGACUCGUCUGAUCUGCUCUGAGACACUAUGGUCUGCUCUGAGCAGGGUGAAGCUUCCACCCUCAACACCAUCAGAGAUACUAGUACACAAACACCACAUUCUCUACUGCACUUUCUGAUCUUACAUUCUCUCUGUCUUCUACUCAUUUACAUACCAGUCAUCUGUCAUGUAUCCUCAUAUUUACAGUCUUUGCACCAUGUAAUUUCAUACGUUGGUUUAGUUUUUCUUGUCUUUUUUUUUCUAUUCUUUUUUAAAUCCCCCGGUUUUGUGGUUAGAAUCUUUAAAAUUGAGAUUCAGGACAUUGGUUUGUUUCUACUUAUGACAUCCAGAGUUUUUCACUAGAUAUUAAAAUCUCUUGCAGUAUUUUUAUUCAGAUAGGCUUUAAAUUGAACUUACUGCAGUGGACAUUUAGUCAUUGUCCAUUUUGUGUAAGGAGUAUAUCAGAAAUCUCUUUUUGCCGGUCUACACAUUUUAAAACCCAUUUCUGGAAAUCUCCAAGUAUCUGUGAUUUGUUUAUGCUGUUGGAAAAUUUUAAUAUUAUGAUUAGAAAAAUAAAAAUAUAUGAUAAAUUA
Carassius gibelio (silver crucian carp) is the source of this 1653-nucleotide messenger RNA. Its product is annotated as protein-S-isoprenylcysteine O-methyltransferase-like. Gene Ontology annotation, molecular function: protein C-terminal S-isoprenylcysteine carboxyl O-methyltransferase activity. The transcript is spliced from 5 exons. The record is from RefSeq and is a predicted model, not a curated record. The coding region runs from base 54 to 932 and encodes 292 amino acids. Gene Ontology annotation, cellular component: membrane; endoplasmic reticulum. Gene Ontology annotation, biological process: C-terminal protein methylation. Lineage: Eukaryota; Metazoa; Chordata; Actinopteri; Cypriniformes; Cyprinidae.